GACGGACCAGAGCGGGUUGUGUGUGGAUAAGCAGCAGAGGAGCGCACGGCUGAGGACUCUGUAGCGCAACUCCAAACACAAAUGGAUAUUUACGUGGCUUUGUUUUCUCUUUUCUUUUUUACCAAACCAGCUUUGGCUUUUGGAUCAGAUCAAGACUACCAGAUUGAUAUCAUCAACGAACUUGACCUGGCAAAUGCCACCUAUGGAAUUACUCAAGUGGCAGGGCUUCACAACAGCAGCAAAGCCUUUCUCUUCAGAGAUGUUGGGAGAGCAGUUCACGCCCCUGCACACAUCACAGAGAAAGUGGUGCAGCUGUUCAAGAGGAAAAGUGAGUUUACCUUCUUGGCCUCCAUCCAGCAGAAGUCCUCCACGUCAGGAGUCAUUUUCUCCAUCCACGAGUCGGAACACAGUUACUUUGAGCUGGAGAGCAGCGGGGUGAGGGAGGAGAUCCGCUACCACUACCGUUUCAAAGGCAAGCCGCGCUCCGAGUCCUUCCCCUACCGCCUCGCUGACGGCCAGUGGCACAAGAUCGCCCUCACCAUCAGCGCCACCCACCUACUGCUGCACGUCGACUGUAACAGGAUUUAUGAGCGGGUGAUAGACCCUCCCCAGAUGGAGAUCACCCCGGGCAGUGGAGUGUGGCUCGGCCAGCACAGCCACAAGCACGGCCUGUUCAAGGGUGUUAUCCAGGAUGUGAAGCUGAUAUUCGCUCCAAACGGCUACAUCACGCAGUGCCCCAACCUUAACCGCACCUGUCCGACCUGCAGUGAUUUCCUGAGCCUGGUGCAAGGCAUCAUGGACCUUCAGGAGCUACUGGCCAAGAUGACCCUGAAGUUGAACUACGCAGAGACGAGGCUAACCCAAUUGGAGGGCUGUCACUGCGAGAGGACCUGCAGCGCCAACGGCCUGGUGUACAGGGAUAAGGAGCUGUGGGUGGAGCCCGAGAACUGUAGGAACUGUGCAUGUAAGAAUGGUGUGGUGGAGUGUCGCAGGAUUUUCUGUCCUCCAGCAAACUGCUCAGAGGACUCGCUGCCUGUACAUGUUGAUGGGACUUGCUGCAAGAAAUGCAGACCGAGAUGCACCUACAUGGGCCAGACCUUUUCCGAAGGCCAGCGCUUUCUAUCCAGGAGCUGCAGGGAAUGCAAGAAUGGCCUGAUGGUGAAAGUCACAGAAACUUGUCCAGAGCUUAACUGCACUGUCAGUGAACAGAUCCUACCAGAUGGCCGAUGCUGCAAUGUUUGUAGAGGUUAUAACUUCUGCGCAGAGGGACUCAUUUGUGGAGAAAACUCUGAAUGUAAAAACCGGAAUACUAAAGCAGAGUGUGAGUGCAAGAGCGGCUUUGCCUCCAUCCACGGGGACUCGACUUACUGUGAAGAUAUUGAUGAGUGUGCGACCCAGAUGCACUACUGCCAGUCCAACACGGUCUGUGUCAACCUGCCCGGCAGCCAUCGCUGUGACUGUCUGCCCGGCUUCAUCAGAGUGGACGAAUACUCCUGCACCGAGCAUGACGAUUGCGCCAGCGGCCAAGAUGAGUGUGAUGAGAACGCCAUCUGCACCAACACCAUCAGAGGACACCUGUGUACCUGCAAGCCGGGCUACGUGGGCAACGGCACCAUCUGCAGAGCUUUCUGCGAGGAGGGUUGCAGGAGCGGCGGGACCUGUGUGUCUCCCAACACGUGUGUGUGUCCCUCAGGAUUUACAGGACGCCGUUGUGAGACAGAUAUUGACGAGUGUGCAGAGGGCCUGAUCGAGUGCCACAAUCACUCUCGCUGUGUCAACCUGCCCGGCUGGUACCACUGUGAGUGCAGAAGUGGUUUCCAUGACAAUGGCUCCUACCUGCUCGAUGGGAGAUCCUGCAUUGACAUUGAUGAGUGCCGUUUGCAGACACACACCUGCUGGAAUGACAGUGUGUGUGUGAACCUCCCGGGAGGCUACGACUGUGUGUGUACGUCUGGUCCGGGCUGCAGUGGCGACUGCACAGAGGAAGAAGGAAUCAGACGCAACGGAGAGGAUUGGAAACCCAGCUUUGACCGCUGUGCUAAAUGCUCCUGCAAGGACGGGCAAACGUACUGCAGAAGGAGACCCUGUGACUGUGGAGACUCAGAGGAGGACCUGUUCUGCUGUCCCGGCUGUGACAACAGGCCCAGCAGCCAGUGUCUGGAUCAGAGCGGACGCACACUCUAUCGCAGCGGAGCGUCCUGGCAGUACGGCUGCCAGCAGUGCCGCUGCAUGGAGGGGGAGGUGGACAGCUGGCCUCUCGUCUGCCCCGUGUUGAUGUGCGAGUACACGGCGGUGGCGGAGGGCGAGUGUUGCCCGCGCUGCGUCACAGACCCCUGCCUGGCAGACAACCUGUCGUACGACAUCCGGCAGACGUGUCAGGACCCCGCAGGUGCCGUCCGCCUGAGCGGGGACACAUGGCAUAUGACCAACUCACCCUGUACUAACUGCGAGUGUAAGAAUGGGAAUGUUUGCUGCUCGGUGGAUCUCGACUGCCUUCAGAACAACUAAAGCUCUCCUCGUCCUGUCCUCUCACUGCCACGCCCCCACCUCCAUCUGAUGACGCUCCCUUUGGAUUCAUAUAACAGACUCACGCACACACCUGUGCAUGCCAGUGUUUGCACCGAAAAUACAAGCAUGCACUGGAAAGACUGGGAUGUGAAGGCUGUGCUUUUAUGCCGUGACUCGACAAACAGCUACACAGUCACUGUGUUGUGUAUGUGUCUUUGUGUUGUUUCCAUUUCACUAAAUGUCUUAAGGAAGCGUGUUUAGCAUGUCUCAAAUCUGAAAACAGAGCAUCAGAGUGCUGUCGUAAGGGAAAGGAUUCAAAACAGAAUAGACUAUGAGAUGUUCCGGCUGUCCGUGUUGCAAAAUGUAGAAGUUGUCAUAAAACAUUCAUCAUUGUGGUAACACAAAAGUAAUCCACCCACAUUUGAUAUGGUUUUCUGGGAAGCAGAAAAUAGUUUGAUGAGGAUAUCACAACUUUGGGAAAGCUAGAAAAAUACCUCAUCUGUAAUUUGCCCUAAAAGUACAGAUUCUGUCUGAUGCGUUUCACACUCAGGCCACUAUGAAUAUCAGGGCCAUAGUAUGAAAUGCUUCCUUUUAAUAAUGAAGUUCUCAAUUCUUUACGUGUUACUGGCACUUUGAGUUUUUACAAGCAGCACCAGGACGCAUCAUUAGUUUUGGUCUCUGUGAGGCAGAUCAUGUCAGGUGCAGUCUUGAAGUGUCACAGUGAUUUGAUUGUGAAGUGCUUGUCGGACCAUCAAGCAGUGUCUCAGUGUUGGAAAUGGGAACAAAUCUUGUUAAGAAACCAUUUAGGCUUUUUCUUGUCUCAUGUUUGGUUGUCUGGAAGUGUUCACUGUUAGCCCCAUUUGUAGAAUUCACUGUCUCGCCCCUCUCUGUAAUUGCAGACCUGAGGGUGUCCGUGGUUUGUUUCAAACAACCCCCAGCCUUCAGUUACUUUAAUUGUCCUGCCUUUGUGAGUCACAUCCAUCAGAUCCAGGCUCUGAAUUAGGACAUAGCUGGGUACCACUUUACAAUAAGACUACCCUUAUAAAGGAUUCAUAAAGGGUUUAUAAAUAGGUUAUGAAUUAGGUGGUAAACACUUUAUUAAUCAUUAAGAACCAUUUAUAAACCAGUUAUAAAAUAGUUUUCAUACAUCAACACAGGCUCACUAUUUGGCAAGAUGACUAAGCCUUAUAUUGACUACUUUGCUUACUUCGUCUUCUUCAUCAGCCACAUCCUUGGUAUUUGUUGUUCACUGAGUUGAUUCCCCCCCUUCCAUCUUGAUGUUUCUUGGCAUCUUUUUAUGACCAUUUAUUUAUGAGUUACUAACAUUUAUAACUGCCAAAAGGGAGACUUGUAAAGUGUAAAACACAUUCCCAUUUAUUAAUGAGUUACUACCAUUUCUAAUAAGGCUUAGUUAGCAGUACAGAUAAAUGUGGGCUCACUAUUUGGCAAGCAACCGGUCACAGUUGCCCUGUUUAUCUCAUGUCUUAUAAAAGCUUAUUAAUGAUUUAUAAAGUGUUCAUAACCUAAUUAAUAAAGGAAUUAAAAACUAUUCGUAAACCCUUUAUAAGGGUAGUCUUAUUGUAAAGUGGUACCCAUAGCUGUUGUCUGUUGAGCCAUUAACGCUGCCGUCCCUCAGCCUCAGAGUCUCCUCUCUGAUGUGAUUGACUGCCAGUCAUAACAAGUUAUGAUAUCAAAAGCCUGUGUAAGCAGUUCAAUGGUGAACAAAAGAUCCCUGCAGGCUAGAUGAAGCAGCAGUCGUAGCUAUUGUUAAAAUCUUCAGAGCUCGUGUGGGUCAGACUUCUCUGGCGUCUCCCUGGGCUACUUAGCUCUGAAGCAGAUGGCGCACACAGAGAGUAGCAGAGAGAGAGAGAGAGAGAGAGAGAGAGACAUACCAAAAGAGAAAGAGCAGGAGGGUGGGUGUAAUUAAAGCCAUGUCAAGCAGGCCUGGAUUUGAGUAUGCCAGGAGGUCACCAAGUGUUGAAUUUGUUUACAGACGGCAAGGCUUAAUAAGGCCGGAGAGUCUGGUGCACUUCACACUUUCACAGCUCUGACGCUGCAGUUGUUCCCCCCGUCCUCACCUCUCUCCAUUAUCCAAAAGCUUGUCUCAAAACGUUUCCCUCAAGUGUCGUUGUUAUCACCCUGUGUGUCCAUCACUGUCUGUUUUUUUGCUUCCACUACAGACAACCAGGGGGUAUUUCCAACGCUGUCUCAAAAGUUUGUUAAAAUAGAGCAAACUUUGAAAUGCGAACUACAUGUUGGGGCCAUGAAUUAUGCUUCAACCAUGAAAUGAUUACCUGAUAACAGCAGCGUUGUAGAUAUCAGGACUUUUUCUUCCUCUUCCAGGAGAUGCUGCCUCAGAAUGAAAAACUGCCUCCACAGAUUGAGAUAAUCCUUCAGAGUGAAAAUGAAACCUUCAUUUGUUUUCAUCAAAGAUCAUUUUCUAUGUAAAGCGAACCGGCUGGAGUUCUUAAGAAAAAUGAUGUAUCAAAGUCAGGAACACUGUGAAUCCUAGCACACUAACUUGGAGACAUUUUUAAGACAACAUCUAUCAGUAGGCAUGGAACUCACAUCUGUGCCCACCUCGCCAUGUGGUUUGUGUGACUAUAAAACUUAACGUGAACCACUAGCUACCACAUCACUCUAUCAUAGCCAAAAACAGUGCAUAUAGAGCACCUUUUAAAUUAGUGACAAGAAACAAACUCAAAUAUGAGCAUGCCAUAGGUCUCUAAAGGCAGGAAAUGACUCACUUCUGCAGACUCACUUCUUGAAUGUUAUGGUUCAAUAUCACAAUAAUUUGUCAUGUCUCGGAAACUUAUGAUGAAAGUCUAUUCUUUAUAUUAGUUUUGUCAUGUCCCUUUGUUCUGUGCCCUCUGUCUUAUUGUGAAAAGUUAUUCUCCCUCUCGUUUCAGAACUCCAUGCUCCCCGCCCCUAUGUGUCUCCUGUGUUCGUGAUUGCUUACCCCGCCCUGAUUGUUUCCACCUGUUCCCCUCACCUUGUGUAUAUAUUGUGUUAGUCCCCACCUGUCCAGUGCCAGUUCGUUUCUUAUUCAUGACCACGUUCAAGCCUGCUCCGUGGUCGUAUCCUGUUUUCUCAUGAUCACGAUUAUUGCAUUUAGUUUUUCCUCGGAAGAGUGAUUUUUUGUUUCUUGUUUUUGUUACUGUGUUAAUUCCAGUAAAGUCUUUAUUUUUGAAUACCACCCGAGUCUGAGUCUGAGUUGUGCAUUUGAGUUCAUGCCUCUGAGUUCACCCCUUGACAUAAUUUCCUCUGGUAAAGAGUCAAUCUAAAUGAAAUGAUCUUGUCAUUUUCACCGCUAGUGUGAGUUCAGUUGUGUCUUCAAUGCCUACACUAGCUGUAAAGGGAAACACAUUGAUGUAUUGAUUAGGUGACUUUGGUCUUAGGAGUUUAAAAUAAGUCUCCCCUGUUCUAAACUUACACGAUAAUGUCACACUAGAUUUUGUUUCUGGUCGUGUUUCGAACAUAUUUGUCCUCCCUGUGUGCUGUAACUUUGGGAAAGUUGAUGCUGGUUGUUGAACCUCUGAAGGGGACAGUUGCAUGCAGCGAGGUGUGCCGCCCCUCUGACCCCUCAGACACAAUAUCCUCAUCUUUGUUUGCCACCACAUCUGUUUGUGUCUCACUUGAGCAUUCUUCCCUGUACUGUCCUCCAAAGUCACUAUGCCUCUUGUAAAACUAAAAAGGUCAACUGUGCACAGAGUACGGUGGCACAAAAGAAAAACAAGUGAUGUAAAUUAAAUCUGUACCCAUCAACACAGCAAUCAAAAGCAGACAUUUGUACAAAGGAUCACUGAAAACGAUGUUUUUGGAUUGCUCUGUUGAUUGAUUUGAUAUGGAAUAUAAUGACUACUGUACAACACUAUUUGCAAGUCUGUGUGUAAAUGUUUUUACAUACUAACAAUAUGAUACAAUUAUACAGUUUUUUAAUUAUCAUUGUGUUCAUGAAUAACAUGUUAAUUUCAGUGACUACUUUUUGUGGGAUAGGCUCUGUUUUGCUGUAAAUACUGUGUAAAGUGAAGGGUUCUGUAAAGAGAGUACGAUUAUGUGAAUAAUUCUCACUACCACAGCUUCUUAGGAUUUGAGAGUUGCAUGUCGAUUAUGACAGAGAAGCAACAUUUCUAUUGUUUUUACUAUUUCUUUAUUUUUCUAUUCUUGCCUUAACCCUUUUAUAAUUGGUCAUAGUUUAAUGUCUUUUCACCGUUUGGCAACAUUAGACAACAUUAUGUAUUUGACUCGCCUGUGUAUACAGAUUUCUGAUCAGUGUGUCCCAGACAGAUCUGAAGAAUUUUGAAUUCCAGAUGUAGACCAGCAUCAGUCCCAGGAUUCUUUGCAAAUGGACGAAGAGCCCGGACAGACUUCACUUCACACGUUUUUAUUUUUCCAACACAUGUCUGUAUGAACUGAACUGUCUUAAUAAGAGCCCGAAAAUAGAACUAUGUACACAUGUAAAAAAAAAUCUAAUAUUGAAAAUGACAAUGUUGUUCUUGACUCAGUUCCUACAAAAAAAGCAAGCCAUUGUGUUUAAUGUCUGACUUUUUAAAAGAAGCAGUUUUGGACCUUCUAGAUCCUAGAUGUUCAUGUUUUUGAUAGAGGAACACGGCGGAAGAAUCCUCCAGGUCUGUUCAUUGUUUAUUCUCCAGAUCAAAGUGGCCAACUUUAUUGUACCCAAAGGGUUAAGUGUCAUUUGACUUGAAGACUGUGUCGUGAUAAGAGUUUGCUGUUAAUAAAUAUUUUAGUUGUUUACUUUA
This is a messenger RNA of Gymnodraco acuticeps, 7268 nucleotides long. RefSeq names its product protein kinase C-binding protein NELL1-like. The record is from RefSeq and is a predicted model, not a curated record. The transcript is spliced from 20 exons. NCBI's taxonomy places the organism in Eukaryota, Metazoa, Chordata, Actinopteri, Perciformes, Bathydraconidae. Gene Ontology annotation, molecular function: calcium ion binding; protein binding. Bases 82 to 2508 code for a protein of 808 amino acids.